CGGGUGCCGGCAGAUUCCGGGCAGGCGCACUGGGCGGUGCGGGGCGGCGGCACUGCGCGCUGGGAGCCCAUGGAGGCGGCGGGGCCGCAGCCGGAGCUGGGCCCCGCGGCGGGGCCGCAGCCGGGAGCCGAGGAGAUUGACAUGUCCCUGGAUGACAUCAUAAAACGCCACAGGAAAGAGCAGACAGAUGCCAGCACCAUGGGGGACAGGCGAAGGCAGCAGGUCAAGAACAGGAAUUCAGCGUAUGGGUACGGGCGGCCCCGUUUCUGCACCUGGAUGCAGAGGAAUUUGCAAGGACCUAACCGUUUUAGAAGAGGGUUUGGACAGCAACAGUACAAUCGGAGACAAUUCAGGAAUAUGGUGCCUGGUCCCAGGAGAAGAGCAGCUGCCGCAUUAAAUGGAGUGAGCCCUUUAAAUCGCCAGGGAUCAUCUCAAGAGGGUAACAAGAACAAUGAGGCUUUCACCAAAAGCAGCAACAGCGGGCAGCUGGAGGGACAGCGACGGCCACCCCCAGGCCCCAAGAAAUUCCGAGCAGCUGCUACCAGCACCCAUGCCCCAGGGAGAAGGCCUUUCCUGCUAAACAGGGGACCAGCCUUCCAGCAGAAGCGGAUGAUGCAGCAGCGGUUCUCCAAAGCCAACUUUCAGAGAGGGCAGAUGGAUGCUAAUGGAGAAGGGAAACCACCAAGGAUGAGAAGGUGGCAAGUGAAACCCAGCCCUGGAGCAGUUCUGACAGUUUCUGUGGCUAAUCCCCAGGCAGGCCAGACUGGCACGCCCGGAUCCAAGCGCCCGUUCCUGCGAAGCCAGAGGCCCCCACCACGGGCCACCAAGCCCCAGCCCAAGGGGGUGCUGCUGAGAUUCAAUUUCCGCGCAAUGGCCAACCAGGUAGAGGAUUGUCGACGGGACAGGCGGCGCCUUGCACCCUGCAGCAGCCCUGCCACUAAGCUGUUAACGUCAUGCUCAGGUUUUUGGGUCUGCCAGUUGGGUUUAUCUAGCAUAACCCAGGAGAAAAGUCCUGUAGCCUUGUUGGCUAGGUUGCUAACAAAACUGAAAGCAUCGGAGAAGACUUCAGCAACUACAGACUCAGCCCAAUUUUCCCCGCCUUUCUUGGCCUGUCCAUGUGCUUGCUCAGAGCGGGGAGAUGCUGCUUGUGAGCAGUCCUGGCUGGGAGGGGACUGUUCCACUGUUGGUGCUCCCCACUUCUCAGAGACACACAGCACUUCUGGGCUUUGCUCUCUCUUUGCUUUGGUGACCUCAGUGCCAUGUUUUACGCUGAAGUAUGGUCCAAGAGUCCCCAGGGCAGAUCAGAAAUCCCGCUCCACCUUCUUCAUUGCCGGUGUUUCUUGUCUGGAUGGUUUGAUUUUACUUGAUGCCUUAUGCUCAAAUGCCAUCUGCUUGCUCCUGUUCCUGCUGACACCUGGUGUCUUGGGCUGGGUGCUGCUUGGAUGUUUUCCAGCCUCACACAGUCUGUCAAGCUCCUUGUCUCCAUGUGCUGAGUGAUUUAAUUGACUAACUGGCUGUGAAGCACCGUCCUGACUGAUGGGCUCUAAUCAAUACCCUGCUCCAAGUUUGGCCAUGCUUUGGCACAAGACACGGGACUGACUCGCUCUCCCUUUCCCCUGCAGACCAGCCUGACGCUGGAUGAGAGGUUCUCUGGUCUGAGGAAUAAGAGGCGCUUUUCAGCAGCCAGGAGCGCCGGCCGGACAGUCACCAUGCCUUAGCACCACAUGCUCGUCACAGGGACUGCCCAUAACAGUCCAGGCCCUGCAACGGGCAGCUCAAUAAAACUCGAUAGAUUUCCUCUGAGAUAGCUGAUUUGGCAAUGUGCCAUCUCCUUCCUUACACGCAGAAUGAGUGAGUGAUUGAGGGCAGGGACAAGGCAGGAUGAGAGUCAGGACCAGAGCACAGGUGGGACACGAGCAGGGUGGUGGAGGGGGAUGAGCACAAUUGGAUUUGCUGGAAGCGCUCUGCCAGGGAGCCAUGGGCUGGCACUGGCCCUGUCUCCCUGCCAGGGCACCCUGUGCUGCCCUGGGUGACUCCUGCAAGAGGGAGGGGGACCCAAACCAUACCAGUGGAGCCUUUCCUGUGUUGUCCCAUGGAUGGGACAGGGUUGAGGACACUGUGCAUGCCCAGGUGGGAGACAGAGUGGGGAGCGGAGCAUGUGUGGGCCUGAAGGACGUGCCCCUGCAGGGAUGCUCCAGCUGUCCGCAUUCCCCAGCAUCCACCUAAUCGCCCCAUUUGUUGUGUGCAGGCAUCCCUGCCUGAAGGUUUGCAGUGUAGGACCCCUCCAUCCUGAAAAUGUAUUGCUCUGCCCCGAUAGUCAGACCUGAGCACCCUGUAUUUCUGUUUGGUUUGCUGUGCUGUUCUGACUUCUGCUGCCGGCCUGGUUGCGGGGACGGGGUGAGAUGUGCUGCUGGAGUGACUGUCCUUGGCGUGGAGCACAGACAGGCUGCCCUAGCCCAAAUCAGGUUUUCCAGUGCUGCAGUAGUUCUGCAUUAGGGAUUUUGUAGGUGCAGCUCCACCCAUGCUCAAAGCACCAGCAUAAUUGAUCUAGCAGCUGCAGGAGGGAGGCCAGGCUCUACAGCAGUCCGAUAAACAUUGGCUAAGAUGUUAAUGAGCUGGGUCUAGACAUUUGUUAACGAAGCCCUGCACCAACCAUGAGUCACUGAUCUAUUCUCCACCCACUGUUGCAACCCAGCACCGAAUGCGCUGGACACAGCCUGUUACUGGGCUCUAUGCUAUACUUAUUAAAGUAAAUAUUUGAUAGACUGCUUUACAUUUUAUGCCAAGCGUCUUUAACAAGAGACUGGACUCGGCAUUGGUUUUAUAAGAAUGUGUGAAAUGUUGUUAGUUGAUGAACUGCUGAUAUACGAGUCCAAUGCACUGAAUAAAAAACUAACUUGUCAAA
Messenger RNA from Grus americana (Whooping crane), 2905 nucleotides. RefSeq names its product UAP56-interacting factor-like. Gene Ontology annotation, biological process: mRNA export from nucleus. The record is from RefSeq and is a predicted model, not a curated record. The transcript has 8 exons. Bases 70 to 1497 code for a protein of 475 amino acids. NCBI's taxonomy places the organism in Eukaryota, Metazoa, Chordata, Aves, Gruiformes, Gruidae. Gene Ontology annotation, molecular function: mRNA binding.